This is a messenger RNA of Cheilinus undulatus (humphead wrasse), 5720 nucleotides long. It is a transcript of the gene tex2, whose product is annotated as testis expressed 2. Bases 770 to 4306 code for a protein of 1178 amino acids. Gene Ontology annotation, cellular component: endoplasmic reticulum. The record is from RefSeq and is a predicted model, not a curated record. The transcript has 13 exons. NCBI's taxonomy places the organism in Eukaryota, Metazoa, Chordata, Actinopteri, Labriformes, Labridae. Gene Ontology annotation, molecular function: lipid binding.
ACCAGAGCCACUGAGCCCGCUGUGGAGCUGAACCAGGGGUAGCUGUAGAUAGAGCGUUUAUUUUUUUAUAGACAACGAGGCGUACAGCGGAUAAAGUGAGGCUGCCGUAAGCUUAUUUUCUGGGGUGUUUUGUGCUCCAUUGCUGUUGUAUUUACUGGCUUUUACCGGGCUAUUUGUGGAGGGAAAUCCGCCUCUGAUGGGCACACUGCGACGCCGUGACGCAAUUCAGCCUCCGCUGCUGCAACACAAUAAAAUAUGAAUCACCAUCAAAGCGCCGACGACGGGAUGCUGCCUCGUCUUCCUCCUCUUUUUCUUCUUCUUUUGGGUGUAAACAGCGUUUAAAUGGUUAGGACGAGGAGGGGGUGUGGCGCUGACCAUCUCCCAUUCACCACAACAACACACGCCCAGAGAGCCCAUGUAUCUGUGGCACAGGAAUAAUAAAAAUAGGAGAAGGAGUCGUGCUGGGGAGCAGGUUUGAGGAUAGUGUGCUCCAGACUCUCGCUGGGUGCUCACAGGCCAGCCAGCCCCUCGGCAUCAGUCCGCAGGCUCUCCACGCAGGAGUAUCCACUUGGUUACGCAGAUUCAAAGCCUGGAUGCAGAGAGGACCAGCGGCCCUGUACUCAGAGAUGCGAUAACUACUGUGAGAUUAAAGGCAUGUUAGCGCCAUGAUCCACGGCCGUGGCGUUCGCUGUGUCAGUGCAAGUUGUGUUGCGAGGGGAGAUUGAAUGCCUCUAACAUCUCAAGGCUGUAAGCCCUGUGCAGGGUGGUGAUGAGCACUCAGGGCGGCAGCAGCAGGGGAAGUGGCCAGCAUGCCGACACUACUCCCCCUCGCCAGGCCCCGGGACCCAAGCUGCAGGUACAGCGCUCCCUCUCCCGCGACACCAUCACCAUCCACUUCUCCGCUCUGGGGAAGGAGGAAGACGAUGAGGAAGAGGAGCUGUAUGGGGUUCCUCUCGGAUCGGAUGGCGCUAAAUCCGGCCUUGACAGAGCUGGGGAAGCACAUGCUUUAGGCGCGGAUGAGCAGUCCGUCGCUACAGCGUUGGAGGCCAAGGAGGAGCUGCUGUUUGAGUGUAGUGGUGGGGAGACUACGUCGGGGGUGGCUGUACUUCCUGUCUCAUCCACCACCUUGUCCGCUCAGUCCUCAGACCUUCAACCACACACGCCAUCUCCAGCUAUGAUCAUCAUCCCCACUUCCGCCCACUCCCAUCUGAGCUCCAAUCCUCCUGCCAGCUCCUCCUGGCCCCUGGAUCGACCCUUAGUCAAUCCCCCCGCCACAAGCUCCAGCUCCUCGUCCCCUUGCAAGUCUGCGGCACUGUCCUCCUCCAAACCGUUCCUUAGCCUGGUUAGGUCUUUGUCCAAUGACGUGGAGACUAGAGAAACCACCGCAGCUCCUACUGCGAAUGCACCAUCCCAUACGAGGCACCGCCACUUAAUGAAAUCUUUUGUUAAGUCUCUUUCCACGGACACUUCGAAGCCUGAACAUCAGGACGUGCCUCUCCAACACUAUCAUAACCAACAGCAAGUACAGUCAUCCCAGCGGGCUCCUCCUCGCAACAUUCAGCUCUUCAAACAGUUCUCCCAGCCUCGCCUAUCCUCCUGUCCUGUUGUCACUCAAGCUGGUGGAGACUCCAAAACAGCCCCUUCUUCCCCCAUCAUGUCCCCAGACGGUCGGUCUUUCUUCAAAGUCCAGGAGGUGGAGGCCAGGAUUGAGGACACGAAGCGGCGGCUGUCAGAGGUGAUGUCCGACCCCCUGCAGCUUUUCAGUAAGAUCAUGGGGGAUGAGUCUGGCGUGGGUGCUGCAGGAAGUGCCACUCAUCGAGCUAAAUUGCUGUCUUCAAGUGCAUCAGAGCUCAGCGGAGUGACCACCGUGAACGGGCACGCAGAAAGCAACAACAACUACAGCAUCAAGGAGGAGGAAGGCGUCGAAGGCGAAGAUGACGAAGAAGAAACCCCCACAGGGAAGGGUUCGGACUCUGUUUUCUUCUCCUUUCCAUCGUUGGCACCAGCCCCAGUCCUAACCCAGACCAAUUUCCCCAAAUCUCCAUCCCUAACUUUAGGACGAUGCUCAAUGUCUGCGCUGGUUGCCCGACAGGAAGACGAGGACUUUUGUGAACUGUACAGCGAAGACUUUGAUAUUUGUACGGAUACAGAAACCCCAGACGGGGAUCCUCUAGGCUCCAGGCAGCCUCACGCUGACAGCACGGGGUUGUGUAGUGAACUUGACACGGAGGAGGAGGAGAAAGUGGACGAGGAGUUAGAGAGCAUACCUGUGACUGGUCUGAUCUUCCUGACGCAGUUGGUUUACUGGUAUUUGGUCCUCCCAGUGCCUCCUUAUGUUUGUGCAGUGGUGCACGGGAUCGUAGCUGGAUUUAUGAUAGUGAUGCUGAUCCUCUGGCUGUCCUCGUCUCGACGCUCAUCGUCAGGGAUGAGAAGAUGGAGGCGAAGGAUAGAGCAGUGGAACGUGGCCCAGCUUGACAUCAAGGAACCAGGGAUAUUUAAGGGCUGGAUGAAUGAGAUCCACAGCUACGACCCGGAGAUGUAUCACGCCACCCUGACCCACUCUGUUUACGUCCGCCUUGAGGGCUCGGUCCUGCGUCUGUCCAAGCCCAACAGGAACAUCUCCCGCCGUGCCACACACAACGAGCCUAAACCAGACGUCACCUACAUCAGCCAGAAGAUCUAUGACCUCACUGACAGCAAGAUCCAGCUGGUGCCUCAGAGCUUGGCCAGGAAGAGAGUUUGGAACAAGAAGUACCCAAUCUGCAUCGAGCUGGCCAAGCAGGACGACUUCAUGUCCAAAGCCCAGGGAGAGAAGCCCGAAGCCGGGGAGGAGAAACCAACGAGCGUGAGCGAGAAGCAGGAACGAACAGACAAAUGUGAGAAAGCUGAAGUUGCAGGAUCAGCAGAAGAACCCAAAAGGCCGACCUCUGGAGGCGGGGAUCUGACAAUCUAUCUGUUUGGGAGGACCGGACGGGAGAAGGAGGAGUGGUUUCGGAGGUUUCUUGUGGCAUCCAGGAUGAAGUCAGAGGGGAGGAGUGGAAGUCUGCCCGGUAUCUGCAAGAGUGCCUUCCUGCCCUCUCACAGCCGCAGCAGCAGCACCCAUUCUGGCAUCGGAGGCCUGGAGGCUGACAGCAGGAGCAGCAGCCGGGGGAGCCUGGAGGAGCUGCCUCAGUCCCGCCUGUCCUCGGCCUCCACAGGAGGGAUGAAGCAAAAGAUGCUGUUGGACUAUAACAUCUACAUGGCUAAAUAUGUCAACCCCCAAGCACCGCAGAGGAGCCCGACAGCCACCGACAGCCCCGGGAACAGCCCUGAGAGCAGCCCCAAAACCACCAAAAAGUUACACAGGAGUUCAGAAGAGACCGUAGAGCCGGAGGCCUGGGUCAACGCUUUUCUGGGAAGGAUAUUCUGGGACUUCCUGGGAGAGAAGUACUGGGCCAAUGUGGUCUCCAAAAAGAUCCAAAUGAAGCUCAGUAAGAUCAGGCUGCCGUAUGUGAUGAACGAGCUGACUCUGACAGAGCUGGACAUGGGCUUCUCUAUUCCAAAGAUCCUGCAUGCCUCCAAACCUUCUGUGGACCACCAAGGUCUGUGGUUUGAUCUGGAGGUUUCCUACACAGGCUCCUUCCUCAUGACUCUAGAAACCAAGUUGAACCUGGCCCGUCUCGGGAAGGAGGGCGAAGGCCUUGGAGAGCACGGGAAAGAAUGGUCCAGGCCGCGGACAUACUGCCUGGCUGACAGCGAUGAGGAAUCGUCCAGCGCUGGCUCGUCAGAUGAGGAGGAUCCACCAGAACUCCUCAGUGACAAAGCUAUUCCUCCUGGAGCCGAAGGUUACGUGGGAGGCCACAGGCCCAGCAAGAUCAUGCGCUUUGUGGACAAGAUAGCCAAGUCCAAGUACUUCCAGAAGGCCACGGAGACGGAGUUCAUUAAGAAAAAGAUGGAGGAGGUGUCCAACACGCCCCUGCUGCUCACUGUGGAGGUGCAGGAAUGCCGGGGGACACUGGCUGUCAACAUCCCACCACCCCCUACGGACAGGAUAUGGUAUGGUUUCCGGAGUCCGCCUCACCUGGAGCUGAAAGCACGGCCUAAAUUAGGAGAAAGGGAGGUCACUUUGGUCCAUGUGACUGACUGGAUAGAGAAAAAACUGGACCAGGAGUUCCAGAAAAUAUUCGUGAUGCCAAACAUGGAUGACGUCUGGCUACCCAUAAUGCACUCUGCCAUGGACACGCGCUCAAAUGCCAAUUUGCUUACUGUGACAAAUGAUGCCUUGAAGGACCCAGAACCUGAGGAGUCUGAGGUCUCGGACAUGUGAAGACUGCUGAUCGAAGCGUUUGAUGACGGACCAUCGCAAUAGAACGAACUCUAACGGUGUCGUUGCACCGGCCUGUGGCGAAUCAUGUAAACAAAACUGGAAGCGAGCUUUGUAGGAGAGAAAUGUGACUCAUUGAUUGUCAUCCAAUCACACUGAUUUAGUUGUGUGACGUUGAACAUUUUGCUCAGUUUUCCAGUACAUGGGGCAUGUUGAGACUGUGUGUUGAUGGAUCGACAAACCGCCAUCAGAUUGAACCAGACGACCUGUGAUGCACCGAUGCGCCAAACGUGGAGGCUGGAGCGUCACCUCUUGUGGAGGACGACUAAUACGAUCAGAGAUUAAUUUUCUGGAAGCCCCUGCAUCUGUUGAUGACCAUUUCACAGGGAUACCGAGACUCAUCAACCCACAUCCACACUGCUGCCUGUCUCAGCCGCCUUUAUGCAAACAGAUCAACAGCAGACACCGAGUCAGUCUGAAUCCACCAAAAUGGACACUAUCAAAACAGACAACCUGUGUGCUUUUAAUAGUGUGCUAUGGUUUAGAGCUAAAACUGGCUGUAAAGGGGGGAUUAAAACAAACAUAUCUGCAAACACAGCAGCCGAACCUUGCCUAGGUCUGAUGAAUGUAAUACACGCAGGAUCACAGCUCCAUAAGCUGUGCAAACAACUCAUUCACUGACAACGUGCUUCGACGCUUCAAGACCUUCUUUUGUGUUGUGUUCAGAGUUGAGCAGAAGUUUUUGUUUUAUUGCCAAAGCAAUCUUUAGUCCUUUUUGAAGGCUACGUAUGAGGUAAUAGUGACCAAUAAGCAAUCGGUUAAUUAUUUUGUGUUCUGUGUGAGUUUGUUUAAGUGUAGCUGGAUUUUUAAAAGAGAGGUUAUUAUCAGGGAGGGACUGCUUUGGAGAAAAGGUGACUCUUCCUUUUUUAUUUAAACAAUACUGGAUAUUAGCCAUAUUAUUUAAUGUUGUCAGCAGACAUCCAGCUAAUGAAUGCUUGUUUUGUUCAAUUAUUUAUUGAUCUGUACUGUACACAUGUAAGAGAAAAUAGAAAAACAGCUGAUUUAUCUGCCAAACACCUGGCUGCUUUACUGGCGACUAUUAUUAUUUGACAUGUUUUAAGUUCAAAUGUGUGUGUUGGCUAAGUGUAUGAGGCAGAAAGUGCCUUUAAAAAAAUCUAACAUUCCUCCAUAGUGCGCCGCCACAUUUUGUUGCAUCAGUUUAGGAGACAAGGGGAUUAAAACGUCUUAAAUUGUGCCAUUACUGUCUGUCAGGACAUGCCCUCUGUUUUCACAAAGGUUUCAUUGUUGUUCAUUUGCACAGUGAUGAAAAUAUGAAACAUUGCUGUUGUGUUCAGUGAUGUCACAGAAUGUUUAUGGUUCUGAUCAUUGUGGAUCAAUAAAACCUUUUGCUUGGAAA